This is a messenger RNA of Chrysemys picta bellii (western painted turtle), 2968 nucleotides long. RefSeq names its product myeloperoxidase. Gene Ontology annotation, molecular function: peroxidase activity; heme binding. NCBI's taxonomy places the organism in Eukaryota, Metazoa, Chordata, Testudines, Emydidae. Gene Ontology annotation, biological process: defense response to bacterium; response to oxidative stress. The record is from RefSeq and is a predicted model, not a curated record.
AUGUAUUUGUGUUUCUCUCCAGGGAUGAAGUCAGGGAUCCUCCUCUUCGGAUUCUUGGUGACCCUGAGCCUGUGCCAGGCAUCUGGAUCUUCCAUAAAUGAUAUCUUGGAGACGCUGCCAGAUCCAUUCUUUCUGAGCAGCACGAAUGAAGCCAAGGAGCUGGUGGAUGCUGCAUACAAGUACGAACGGGACAGAGCAAAGGCGGCAUUCCGGAAAAAGGACAUCAGCCCCUCAGAUAUCCUGAGACAUUUAAAGGAGCCAGUGGCAGGAACAAGGUCUGCAAUCCGAGUUGCCGAUUACAUGGAAACCACCCUGAGCCUCCUGAAGAAGAAGUUGCGUCGCGUGGUGAAAGGAGAGUUUAAUAUCACAGAUGUACUAAGUAGGAAGCAGAAGGAAAUUAUUUCCAAGGCAACUGGUUGUGACUAUCAGAUUCGUUCCAUUAAGUGCCCGAAGAGUAGCAUUUACCGGACCAUUACUGGAGAAUGCAACAACAGGAAACAUUCUUAUUUGGGAGCUUCCAAUCAUGGAUAUGCCCGAUGGCUCCCGGCAGAGUAUGAGGAUGGAGUGUCUCUUCCCAAAGGAUUCACCGAAGGAAAACUUUACAAUGGAUUUCCGCUCCCACUGGUUCGAAAAGUGUCAAAUGAAAUCAUUCACACAGCCAAUGAGAAUGUCACCCAAGACCAGGAGCGCUCUGUCAUCUUCGUGCAUUGGGGUCAGUGGAUUGACCACGAUUUGGACUUAGCCCCUUUCACUACUACAAAAAUCGACAAUCAAGAAGUUCAGUGUGAGACCAGUUGCACCUCUGAGCUACCUUGCUUCCCAAUUAAGUUUCCCCCUGAUGAUCCACGAAUUAAGGACCCAAAUACUUGUAUGCCAUUCGUCCGUACAGCUCCAGUGUGCAAUGCCAAAACAUUUAUACAUGAGCAGAUCAAUGCGCUCACCUCCUUCAUGGAUGCCAGCAUGGUGUACGGCAGUGAAGUACCUCUAGCUAAGAGUCUUAGGAAUCAGACAAACCAGCUGGGUUUGAUGGCGCUGAACCAGAACUUUACUGAUGCAGGGCUGGGAUUACUGCCCUUUGAGACCAAUUCCCAAAGCCCCUGUUUAUUCACAAACAAGACCAUGAAUAUCCCCUGUUUUAAAGCAGGUGAUGCACGAGUAACUGAAAAUCUGGGACUUACAGCUCUACACACACUCUUUGUGCGGGAGCACAAUCGCUUGGCUACCGAGUUGAAGAAAUUAAAUCCACACUGGGAUGGAGAGAAGCUCUACCAGGAGGCCCGAAAAAUCAUAGGUGCCAUGACCCAGGUAGUAACAUACAGAGACUACUUGCCACUUCUGCUUGGAGAUGAGACUGAGAAGGAAAUACCAUGCUACACGGGCUAUGAUGAGUCUGUGGAUCCCACCGUGGCAAAUGUAUUCUCCUUGGCUUUUCGGUUUGGUCACGGUGCAGUACAGCCUUUUGUGACCCGUUUAGAUGAUCAUUUCGAACCUUUGGGUCCAAAUUUCCGGGUCCCUCUUCACCUCACAUUCAGUGCUUCCUGGAGGGUUGUAAUGGAAGGUGGCAUUGACCCGCUUCUCCGUGGUAUGCUGGUUGUCCGUGCGAAACUAAUGAAACAGGAUCAAAUGGUGGUGGAGGAGCUCCAAGAGCGGCUUUUUGAACAGUUACAAGUAAUUGGACUGGAUCUACCAGCCUUAAACCUGCAACGUGGAAGAGAUCAUGGUCUUCCAGGGUAUAACGCCUGGAGGCAAUUCUGUGGGCUCUCACAGCCUCACAACUUAGCUGAACUCUCUGAAGUGCUGAGAAAUCCCAAGCUGGCCAGGAAGUUCAUGGACCUGUACGGGACAGCAGACAAUAUCGACAUCUGGAUUGGGGCUAUGGCUGAGCCGUUUGUUCCCAAUGGCAGAGUGGGACCUCUCCUGGCUUGCAUCAUUGGAUCUCAGUUCAGGAAAUUGCGAGAUGGGGACAGAUUCUGGUGGGAGAAUCCCGGGGUUUUCACUCCACAGCAGCGCCGGGCCCUGAGCAGAAGUUCAUUGUCGCGGGUUCUCUGUGAUAACACUCGCAUUAGAGAGGUGCCCAGGGAUGCGUUCAAGGUCAACCGCUAUCCUGAGGACUUUGUGAACUGCAGAAUGAUCGACAGUAUUGAGUUGUCACCUUGGAGACAACGCAGUAACUAUGGAGUGAAAGAACAAGCAUCCAGUGACUCCGUCUGAUGGAAGUUGAGAUUUCCCUGGAGGGCUGGAUUGAGGAUGCUGCUGGCAAAGACUCUUCACUACUUUCAGUCUAACCCACUACUGACGCUUGCUGGCUGGAAGGCACGGACUCGUUCUGUGACUGGCUGGAAGGCACGGCCUCGCUCUGUGACUGGCUGGAAGGCACGGCCUCGCUCUGUGACUACCUGCCGUCAUUUUGCCUGUGUUUGUGUAGAUUUUCUUCCAUUUGGAAAAACUUCCAACGCUGUCAUUAGCUUGCAAGUGGCCAUUGCUAAAAGAACUAGGAUUAGCUGAUAACACUAGCUAAAAACGUCCAGACUGAAUUGAAGCCCACGAGUGCAGAUUUACAAGUUAGUGAUUGUAGGCUGCCUACUGGUGCCUAGUUUUGUGAUUCUUCCAUUUCUUUAUCAUACAGAUCAUUGAUUCUCUUUCUGGUUUCUCUGAAUGGUGAAAGGGCAAGUUGUACACAUUUAAGAUAUUAUCUCAAUAAAGCCGGAUUUAUGCAAAAGUGUAUUCAGGUACCAUCACCUCCCAUUUCUGAGUAUUGUCAAUAUAUUGGAACAAAUACACUGUUAACCAAAUAGCACUACCUCUAUAUACGUCUCUAUAGAGAGACUAUAUACGUCUCUAGCACCCCUCAGGGAAAGGGUGCCACUGCUCCUGUCUCAGAGUCCAGGGCACCGCCCCACAGCUGUUUUGUUCAAGGCGUCAGCCCCCUUUUGUGAAAGCAGAAAGCCAGACUAUGCUUUUUGUGGGC